AUGGGUGCUCUGGACGCUCUUUCAGACUAUUUCACAAUCUCCAAACCAAAAAAGAAACGAAAGCCAAUGCAGACAGUUGAAAUCAAGGUGAAAAUGGACUGUGAUGGCUGUGAAAGGAGAGUUAAAAAUGCUGUCUCUAACAUGAAAGGUGCUAAACAAGUUGAGGUUAACAGAAAGCAGAGCCGGGUGACGGUGACGGGGUAUGUGGAACCAAACAAGGUGUUAAAGAAAGUGAAGAGCACAGGAAAGAAAGCUGAACUUUGGCCCUAUGUCCCUUACAACUUGGUGGCUUAUCCUUAUGCGACCGGAGCUUAUGACAAGAAGGCUCCCUCUGGUUAUGUGAGGAACGUGGCUCAGGCACUUCCUAGCCCAGGUGCACCAGACGACAAGUACACCACUAUGUUUAGCGAUGAAAAUCCAAAUGCUUGUUCCAUCAUGUGA
Molecule: messenger RNA, 441 nt
Organism: Prunus armeniaca (apricot)
Lineage: Eukaryota; Viridiplantae; Streptophyta; Magnoliopsida; Rosales; Rosaceae
Source: the annotation of a GenBank genome assembly